Messenger RNA from Drosophila hydei, 2959 nucleotides. It is a transcript of the gene Men, whose product is annotated as NADP-dependent malic enzyme. The record is from RefSeq and is a predicted model, not a curated record. Lineage: Eukaryota; Metazoa; Arthropoda; Insecta; Diptera; Drosophilidae. Bases 61 to 2523 code for a protein of 820 amino acids. Gene Ontology annotation, biological process: malate metabolic process; pyruvate metabolic process. Gene Ontology annotation, molecular function: malate dehydrogenase (decarboxylating) (NADP+) activity; malate dehydrogenase (decarboxylating) (NAD+) activity; NAD binding. The transcript is spliced from 4 exons. Gene Ontology annotation, cellular component: mitochondrion.
CUUGUUAUAUUUACAACUGUUUAUUUAUUUAAAUAGAACAAAAAAAAUAACUUUGCUAAAAUGGGCAAUUCGAGUUCACUUUGCGCCGAUCGCAAUGCUAUAAGGAAUUUUGAUGAAAAUGGCACACCGAUUUAUCCAACGGCCAACAAUUCAUACAACCCUUCCAAUGGCCAAACAACACCGUAUCAUCAUAAGCAGCAGCUGCAGCAGCAACAACAAAAUGAGCACGGCUAUUACAAGACCACAAUUCCCGUCGGCGUCGGCGUUGGUGUUGGCGCUGGCGCUGGCGCUGGCAGCACCGCUAACAGCAGCAAUAGCACACGCUGCGCUCACUGUCAAACAGCUGAUUUGUACACACGCGCACUCAUCCAAGAGAGAAACGGCGGCAGCAACAACAAUAAUAACAAAAUAAACGCGGCACAGCCAACACACGUACAUACCCACACGAAGCACACACACGAGAGCACGAGCAGCUGUGAUGGUGACUGCGCUGCCGCUGCGACUGCGAAAUGGCGCAGUAGUCGUGUGUGUAAAAAUCAUACGACUACAACGACAACAACGCUCGAAUACGAACUUUCCAAUUUUGCAAAACUCACAACACAAAUCAGUACGCAACGCGACGUUGACGAAGCAGGAGCAGUAAGUGUAGACGAAGCUGAAGCUUUGCCACCACCGAUAUUAUCCUCGAGCCACUGGCAGCAGCUGCAACAGAGCCUGCACGAGCUACACCAAAACCAAGUCCAAUCACUACUUGGCAACCCUAGAAACAACAACAAUUUGCACCAAAUACGCAACUACAGCGAGAACAUGAGCAACAAUCUGCAGCGUGAUCGCCUCGGACUUUGGGGCACAGGCGACAACGAGAUCGUCGGCAAUGUCUCUGGAUUCGAUCGUAUGCGCAUGAAGCGCUUCAAUAAGGGUCUUGCCUUUACACAUGAGGAGCGUCAGAUUUUGGGCAUUCAAGGCCUUUUGCCCUAUGUGGUGCGCACCCUUCAAGAGCAGGUGAACCACUGUCGUCUCUUACUGAAUCGACUGCCCAACGAUUUGGACAAGUAUAUGUAUCUGAUUGGCCUGUCGGAGCGCCAUGAACGCCUCUUCUACAAUUUGCUCAGCUCGGACAUUACCCACAUGAUGCCGCUGGUGUAUACGCCCACUGUGGGCUUGGCCUGCCAGAAGUUCAGUCUGGGGUUCAUGAAGCCCAAGGGGCUGUUCAUCACCAUCAAGGACAAGGGACAUGUCUAUGAUGUGCUCAAGAACUGGCCAGAGAUGGAUGUGCGUGCAAUUGUUGUGACCGACGGUGAACGCAUCCUGGGUCUAGGUGAUCUGGGCGUCAAUGGCAUGGGCAUACCCGUGGGCAAACUGUCGCUAUAUACGGCUCUCGCUGGCAUCAAGCCAAACCAAUGUUUGCCCAUCACGCUGGACGUGGGCACCAACACAGAGUCCAUACUUGAAGAUCCGCUCUAUUUGGGUCUGCGUCAGAAACGUGCCACGGGCGAUCUGUAUAAUGAUUUCGUCGAUGAGUUCAUGCGCGCUUGCGUGCGUCGCUUUGGCCAGAAUUGCCUCAUUCAGUUCGAGGACUUUGCCAAUGCUAAUGCCUUCCGCUUGCUAUCGCUGUAUCGCGAUAAAUACUGCACAUUCAAUGAUGAUAUUCAGGGCACAGCUUCUGUGGCCAUAGCGGGUAUGUUGGCGUCGCUGAAGAUCAAGAAGACCCAGCUGAAGGAUAAUGUGCUGCUGUUCUUGGGCGCUGGCGAAGCAGCGCUUGGCAUUGCCAAUCUGUGCGUCAUGGCCAUGCAGGAGGAGGGUCUCUCCGAAGAGCAAGCCAAGUCACGUAUUUGGAUGGUUGAUAGCCGUGGCGUCAUUGUCCGCGAUCGUCCAAAGGGCGGCCUCACUGAGCAUAAGUUGCAUUUUGCUCAGGUCAGUGCGCCCAUUGACACAUUGCUGGAGGCUGUUAACAAGGUGCGUCCUAACGUGUUGAUUGGUGCCUCGGCACAGGGCGGCGCCUUUACCAAGGAGAUUCUCGAGAAAAUGGCCGAAAUCAACGAGGCGCCCAUCAUAUUUGCACUGUCCAAUCCCACCAGCAAGGCUGAAUGCACCGCUGAGGAAGCCUACACCCACACAGGAGGUCGCUGCAUCUUUGCCUCCGGCUCACCGUUUGCACCAGUCACCUACAAUGGGCGUAAAUUUUAUCCCGGCCAAGGCAAUAAUUCGUAUAUCUUUCCGGGCGUUGCUUUGGGUGUUUUGUGCGCCGGCAUGCUGACCAUACCAGAGGAGGUGUUCCUCCUCUCUGCCCAAACCUUGGCCUCUCUGGUCUCCAAGGAUGACCUGGAAAAAGGUAGCCUGUAUCCGCCACUCAAUUCGAUUAUGCAGUGCUCGAUGUGCAUUGCGGAAAGCAUCGUAACCUAUGCCUACAAAAACGGACUAGCUACCGUACAGCCGGAGCCACAAAACAAGCUGGAGUUCAUCAAAGCUCAAAUGUACGAUCUCGAAUAUCCUAGUGCCUUGCCCGCCACCUAUCCCGUGUAAAUAGCGACACAGCAGGAGCACCAACUGCGACCCCCUCAACUACUCAGCUCGUCGUCCUUAACGUCGCGACUUUUGGCAGAAAUUCCAUUCCAUUUGCCUUCUAGGAGGAAACUAGCAGCUGGUGUCACAACAGCAGCAACAUGCCUAUGUUAUUUAUUUUACAGUUCUUUUAUACAUUAACAUCCUGUCUUAUUAGCACACACCUUUAUAUAUUUAUAACGCAGGCGAAUAUGAAGAAGAAACUCCAUAUGUUGUUUAACGGUCGAUAUUGAGGAAAGAUUUGUUUUAGAUAAUCAUUUUAAAAAUGCAGAUGAUAUGUAAAUGGGAUAUUAAUAUUCUAGAUAUCUUUAUGUGUAUACAAAUUCUAUGUAAACGUGAACACAAACUAUGCUAAGUACAUAAGUCUAAAUAAUAAUAAAAAUAUAACUAAAAACAA